Microsporum canis CBS 113480 is the source of this 975-nucleotide messenger RNA. RefSeq lists its product as uncharacterized. Gene Ontology annotation, molecular function: protein binding. The record is from RefSeq and is a predicted model, not a curated record. The coding region runs from base 1 to 975 and encodes 324 amino acids. The transcript is spliced from 3 exons. Lineage: Eukaryota; Fungi; Ascomycota; Eurotiomycetes; Onygenales; Arthrodermataceae.
AUGGAGCGCACAAACAGUAUUUCACCGCCUCUAUAUACUCUCCCUUACGAGAUUCUCAUCACAAUCCUUGAAGUUUUCCCUUCUCGUGAGCUUCUGCCUUGGACAAAGGUCUCUUCUCGAUUCUACAAUAUCAUCUGCCAUAUCCUCAGUCGUCGACUUUCGGCAAUAAGACAGUUAAAAGGUAAUUAUACCUUGCGAUUGGACUGCCAUCUCCCUUCUAGGGUGGCGUUGCAAGGACGCACGAUAGGAACAUAUCUCGACACCAGGACCUUACCCCAUAACCACAGUGAGCACCCUGAAGAGUUGGAAGGGCUAUUGUCUCUCGACCAUGUCUUCUCAAUCGGUGAUCUGGGUGUACUAAGGGAACAAUACACGCGGUUCAAGGUAAUGCAGCACUUUGAGUCGUUGUUUUCGCCGGAUUGGAAAGUUUUUACGGUAGACGACCAAAAUGAGGAUCCGGGCAGGAUAGGAGGCAUCUUAGGCGAGAGUAAGCUUAGCAAAGGGGGCUUCAAGACCCAGCGCAAAAAUUCCAUAAGCAGUCAGGGCCGGGUAGCGCCUUUUCGAAUUCUUGUAGACUCGGCUGAGCCAUUCUCACAAGUCUGUGUCCACGCCCAGCUUUUUGGCGAUCGUCUACCUGCUGGUGUCAAGGUCUCCAAGGGCGUUGUUCGACUUCGGAGGGACUGGCUGGCUGAACAACCCAUUCUAACAGCACCACAACACUUCACUGAUCCACAUGGGGAUGACUCUGAUUCGGACUGCCACCAGCUCGACGACGUAGACGAUCAUUCCCUAACUGAAGAAGAUGUCCGAUGGGUGGAUCCGAAGAUGGAUUCGGGGCUAAGUUUGCACAUUGGCAGUACUCGGGAGGUGACCAGCUGCGGAUUCCUGCGCGGAGUUGCCAACUUGACGGAAACCAUAGUAUACUAUACUAUUGAAGUCGAUGUACGCCGUAUUAGAAUUCGUGAUCCGGUCUAG